Marmota monax (woodchuck) is the source of this 180-nucleotide messenger RNA. Its product is annotated as small nuclear ribonucleoprotein F-like. The record is from RefSeq and is a predicted model, not a curated record. Gene Ontology annotation, molecular function: RNA binding. Lineage: Eukaryota; Metazoa; Chordata; Mammalia; Rodentia; Sciuridae. Gene Ontology annotation, biological process: mRNA splicing, via spliceosome. The transcript is spliced from 2 exons. Gene Ontology annotation, cellular component: U1 snRNP; catalytic step 2 spliceosome. Bases 1 to 180 code for a protein of 59 amino acids.
AUGAAAUGGCCACCUAUUCGAGGUUUAUCCCUCAAUUCCAAACCUUUCCUCAACGGAUUAACAGGAACACCAGUGAUGGUGAAACCUGAGUGGGGAAUGGAGUACAAGGGCCACCUGGUAUCUGUACAUGACUAUAUAAAUAUGCAACUGGCUAUUACAGAAGAAUACAUAGAUUGUUGA